Penicillium taxi is the source of this 369-nucleotide messenger RNA. RefSeq lists its product as uncharacterized. The transcript has a single exon. The record is from RefSeq and is a predicted model, not a curated record. NCBI's taxonomy places the organism in Eukaryota, Fungi, Ascomycota, Eurotiomycetes, Eurotiales, Aspergillaceae. Bases 1 to 369 code for a protein of 122 amino acids.
AUGCACAAUGCUCUUCAGGCAAUCAAAGACAUCGCUCGUAUUGACAUCGAGGCUCCUUACUUUAAUGUCACUGUUAUCACUGUCCCCGACUGUAAGGACAUUGCUUUCAUUACACGCACCCACCACAUCUUAGGUGAAGUCUUCUCAAUAGCCAUUCUAUUCCGCGAUGUGGAAAGCGCUCUGAGGGGCGAGACAGUGGUUCAGGGCACUCGAUGGGCCGACUUUGCCCGCUUCAUGGUGACUACAAGCAGCAGAACCAACCGACGGCAAUUACUAGAUUCGAAAGGAUUCUCGGACCGCUACCGAAUACAUCCGUAUUACAACUUCCCGCACCCAAGACACCGCCUGUGGACAACUACUAUGAAUUGA